GCGUCCCUGUAUAAUGGCUGAGAUGGGAGUAAUUAAAUGGAAAGGUGAUAAGAACAAACCCUCCCGGAGGGCUCUUUUAACUGAACAUCACAACAAAUUAAAAACAAAAUUGCCCAGCGUCGCUGCACGGUGCACGCAGUUGGAUCAGCGAUCUGGACCCAGAACGACAAAUUGAAAUCAGCUCCACAGAGGCUCGGAGGGCAGAAACAGGCCGGGGCUGCAGAAUUCGGAAACAGCAGGUUGCCAAGAUUUCCAGCAUCUGCAGUUCCUUCGGGUUUUGUUUUAAGUAAAUGGUGUACUUUGUUUUAAGGCACCAGCAACGCCCUUUAGGAUGACAAUUAGAGAUCCAGGCUUUGGAUGCCACCAUGUCAUGUUUCUGUCAGCUCCUGACUUCACUGCUGCUGUGUGAAUCACUUAUAACAGUUUCUGCUUCUAAGUACAGGAUUUGUGAGCCGUAUCUGGAUGCUGCACAAAGGUACCACUCUGGAUUCCACUGUCCGCGGCUUAAUGAAGAUCAGAAACAAACCCACUGCUGUCGUCAGAGCAACCAGACCUUGAAAUAUUGCUGCAAUGAAGCUGAAUUUCAGAGCACAAUGAGAAUGAACAAAUCUGCACAGACCAGGAGCUCUGUUAAUUACGGAUCAAUGGCUGUGGUCUCUGUGUACGGUCUCUGUGUUGUGGCCCUGUUGUUGACAGACCUGCUUCAUUACUACAUGCUAAACAGGCACAAUCUCUGGUGGUACCAGCCUCCCCACUGUCUCUGUCGAUGCUGCAAUGGUGACCACAAAAAAAACAAGCUCAGAUACAAGCUGGAAGUGAGUGCUAUCUUCGCUGGUCAUCACCGGGCCAAUGGUCAUUGCUGAGUAAAUGGUCAUCGCCAGAUAAUUGUCAUCAAUGAAUCAAUGGUCAUGUUGCAUCAUGUUCAUCACUGAAUCAAUGGUCAAUGCUGAGUGAAUGGUCUUCAGGCAGCUUAGUUCUACUGACAUUAAAGAUCUUUUCAUUGAUGACAUGACUGGGCAGUGGCGGAAAUGCCAGCAUUGAGCUGAUCUUUAAGGGGAGGCUGGGUUCACAGCUAAAUAUUGAACCAUGGCUCCGUUUAUGCCUUCAGGUCACUUGCACUGUUUGAAGGACAGUGAGAGAAUUCUCCAUGGUGACUUGGUCAAUAUUUAUAGCUGAACAUUAAAAGGAUUGCCUUGUCAUUAUUACGUUGCUGAUAAUGGGAAAUUGCUGUGCACAAAUUGGUUGCUACAUUUCUGACAUUACAGUGGUGACUACACUUGAAAAGUAGUCCAUUGUCAGUGAAGUGCUCCAAGGUAUCUGAGAGUCAUGAAAAUGUAUAUAAAUGUAAAUUUCUAUUUCUUUUCAUGGGCUAGCUCAGGUGACCAGUUCUAACGAAUAUAAUAAAAUCAGACCAUGCGUACCUGUAACCAAGCUCACUGUGCUAUGACUUGGUUCAGACCACAUACAUUAAAUAGACUUAUUUCAGAUGGCAACAUUCUGGGAUUGAUCACAAAAAUAAUUUGACACCACCUGUGGUAAAUCAACAUCUUAGAGAGGAGCAGGUGACUUUGGAAUGAAAGCAAACUAUUGCAUAUGCUGGAAAUCUGAAAUAAAAACAUAAGUGUGCUGGAAGAUGUUCAGCAAGUCUUGAAGCAUCUGUGGUGAGAGAAAUAAAGUUGACAUUUGGAGUUUGAAAUGAUCCUUCAGAACAUCCUUCAGUUCUGAAGAAGCCACAUUUGACCUGAGAUGUAAUUGUCAUUUUUCUCUCUCCACAGAUGUUGUCAGAUCUGCUGAGUUUCUCCAGCAAUUUCAGUUUUUAGGUAACUUUGAACCCCUAGUUCUCAGAGUUCUCCACGACUGGGGAUUUUCCCAUUGGAUGGAGUGUAAUCACAGUGAUGGAUGUAAAUAUACUGGAAUCGACUACUAGACUAACACCUGGAAUAGGAAGGUUGUCUUAUGAAGAAAGGUUGAACAGACUAAGCUUGUAUUCACUGGAGUUUAGAAGGAUGAAAGGUAAUUUGAAGGUUCUUGACAGGAUGGAAUGGAGAGGAUGUUUCCUUCUGGGGAAUCCAGAUUGAGGGGACGCUUUAAUUUGAGAUUACCUAUUCAAAACAAAGAUAAGGAAAUUUAUUUUUUUUGGAACGCUUUUCCUGAAAAUGCAAUGGAAGCAGAGACUUUAAGUAUUUUAAAGGCAGAGAAAGAUACCUUCUUGAUAAGCAAGGAGGUGAAAGGUUAUGAUAUAUUAGAGUCAGAAGUCACAUGACAUCAGGAUAUGGUCCAACAGGUUUAUUUGAAACCACAAGCUUUCGAACCGCUGCUUCUUUUGUCAGGUGAAGUGACUUCACUUAAUUCUGAAAGCUCGUGAUUUCAAAUGAACCUGUUGGACUAUAACCCGGUGUCGUGUCAUUUCUGACUCUCUGCCUCAGUCCAACAAGGCACUUCCAUAUCUUGGAUAUACUUUAGGAUUAGGAAUAACAGUUUCAAAAUGCUGAGUAGAUUUAUGGUGGAGAUAGAUGAGUAAUGCUUUGGAGGGUUAUGAAGAGUGGGCAGGAAAGUGGAUUUGAGCCUGAAAGGAGAUUGGCCACAAUUGUAUUAAAUAGUGGAGCAAGCUCGAGGGGCUGAAUGGCCCACUCCUACUCCUAGUUCUAAUGUUCGGAGGGUGACAGGCAGGAAUGUGGAAUAAUCAGAUCAGGCAUGAUCUUAAUUGAAUUUGGAGAACAGGUGUGAAGGGCUGAGUGGCCUACUCCUACUCCAAUUCAGAUGUUUGUAUCAUUAGCCAAUAAUUUAGUGUUGUGGUAUUAUAUCUAUCAGAAUGGUAGAGAAGGAAACUGAAUGGACUCUGGUCUUUCGCAUUUCCUAAUUCCUGUGUUCCCACGUUGACUGUUUGCUCUGCCUCGGAGUUUGCAGCUGUUACAGAGGGACUGCAAUUCCAGUCUCCCAGGUUACAUGUGGAGCACUGGCUGUUGGCUAUAGACUGGGGCUGUGUGGAUACACUGUGCAGGAGUAAUUUUUCCUGGUGAUGCUGAUCAGAAAAUUACCCCUUUUAAUAUCUUUGUGAUAUCCAAUGAAACCAACUAAUUAUGCACAUUCUUUCCAUUUACUCCCUUCUGGCUAGGAAGGUUCUGUGCAAUUAUUCUUUACUGGGGCUGGCAUAAGUACAUUAUCCUCAUUACCAUUCUUUACAUGGGAGGGUCAGAUGCUUUGCUAACCUUGUGCCUCUCUUCUCAUUGGCCAUGUACUUUCCAAUAGGAAUCAUUAGAUGUUGUGCAGAAGCACAAGGUCAUGGCUGACUUUGCCCCUCAGCAGGCUGUGGACACUAAAAACACCUUCCUUUUCUUUAAUUGGCCCUGCCUAAAAGUCAGUCUGAGGGUGUAGGUGUUGCUGGCUGGGCCAGCUCUUAUUGCCCUUGAGAAGGUGGUGGUCAGGUGACAUCUUGGACUGCUGCAGUCCAUGUGCUGUGGAUUAACCCACAAUGCCCUUCGGGAGGGAAUACCAGGAUUUUAGACCCAGUGACAGUGAUGGGAUAGCAAUUUGUUUCCAAGCUGAGUAGCAUGAAGGGGAUCUUGCAGAGGGUAGUCUUCCUGUGUAUCUGCUGCCCUUGUCUUUCUAGACACAGUUUUGCACAUUGCUGUCUGAGGAGCCUGUUGAGUGGCUCUUGUUGUCCUUUAAGCUCUAGGCAAACCCAGAACCAGGUACCCCAAGCUCAACAGCACAACUGAAGCAUGACACCUCUAACAGGGUAGUUCUCCCUCAGUGCUACUUCUAUUACAUCCGGAGAGUGGAGCUCAAACUCGCUUUCAUAAACCGAUCAACCAAAGGGGCAAGAGUGUCACAGACUGAGCCAAACAAACAUGAACUCUUUGAAUAUACACUCUGUAAAUCUGAUGAUUAUGAAAGCUG
Molecule: messenger RNA, 3900 nt
Organism: Stegostoma tigrinum
Lineage: Eukaryota; Metazoa; Chordata; Chondrichthyes; Orectolobiformes; Stegostomatidae
Product: protein shisa-like-1
Exons: 4
Coding region: 366-863 (165 amino acids)
Source: RefSeq, a predicted model, not a curated record